CGAAAAAGAUAUCGUUUUCAGUAGACAGAUACGCAUCAUGGUUGAUACAUGAAUACAUGUCCCCAUCUCUUCCUGGACCCUCUGUCCCCCCCCCUCUUUCUUUCCCUCUCUCCUCCCCCUCUCUCUUUCUCUGCAAAUCACAUCACCCCCUCACUUUCAAGUUCUCAUCCAUCACUUUGAACUUCCACCGCCACCACUUUUUAACUUCCUCCACUCCCACUUCAAUCUCCCUUCCACUCAAAAACACCUCUCUCUCUCUCUCUCUCUAGAAUUAGAAAUGAUCACCGGAAUCUGAUCAGACGGCACACAACCCACCAACCAUGGACCCCUACGACUCUUCUAUCACCAACAGCGCCGCAUCUUCGUCCUCAUCGUCGUCAUGCGCCGGCAAGCCACUGGAUCGGAUCGACAACCUCCUCGCCGGAGCCGGGUACCGGGUCCGGUCCUCGGAGCUCCGUCAAGUAGCCCAGCGCCUCGAGCGUCUUGAGAACGUCAUCGUCAACAACCCCUCGGACCUCUCCCACCUCGCAAACGACGCCGUCCACUACAACCCCUCCGACCUCGCCUCCUGGGUCGACUCGCUCCUCUCCGAGCUCCACCCACCCUUUCCCGAUCACCUUUAUGCUGAUCGGACGGUCGAUACAACCCCGUGGAUGGACGACCAUCAUGCGGCCGCGCAACAGGGAGAAAUUUUCCCCCAACAGUUAACAACCACCUCCGCCGCCGUGGUGAUGGACGAAGAUUCUGGUAUUCGUCUGGUCCAUAUGCUGAUGACGUGCGCCGAGCUAGUCCAACGUGGCGACUUCUCAUUGGCCGGGGCUUUGAUCGACGAGAUGCAGUUGUUGCUGGCGCGUGUGGACACUGGCUGCGGGAUAGGGAAAGUGGCUGGCUACUUCGUCGACGCUCUGAGCCGACGGCUCUUCGCGCCGCAGACUGCCGGGCUGAUCGGCUCGACCCACGAGAACGAGAUUUUGUACCACCACUUCUACGAGGCCUGUCCGUACUUGAAGUUCGCCCACUUCACGGCGAAUCAAGCGAUACUGGAAGCGUUCGAUGGCCACGAUUGCGUCCAUGUCAUCGACUUCAACUUGAUGCACGGCUUGCAAUGGCCGGCUUUGAUACAGGCCCUGGCGCUGCGGCCCGGCGGGCCGCCGCUGCUCCGUCUGACCGGCAUCGGCCCGCCUUCACCCGACGGUCGCGACUCGUUGCGCGAGGUCGGGCUCAGGCUGGCCGAAUUGGCCCGGUCCGUUAACGUUCGGUUUGCCUUUCGUGGUGUCGCGGCUUCACGGCUCGAAGACGUGAAGCUGUGGAUGUUGCAAGUGGGCCACAAAGAAGCAGUGGCAGUGAACUCAAUCAUGCAGCUCCACCGACUACUCGGGUCGGAUCCGACCCGAGGAUCGUCGAUCGAUAUCGUCCUCGGGUGGAUCCGGAGCCUGAACCCGAAAAUCGUGACCGUGGUCGAACAAGAAGCGAACCAUAACCAACCGGAGUUUCUCGGCCGAUUCACCGAAGCCCUACACUACUACUCGACCAUGUUCGACUCGUUAGAAACUUAUUUGAGACACCCGGAUAAAGCCUAUGCGGAGAUGUAUAUUCAGAGGGAGAUAUGCAACGUGUUGUGUUGCGACGGGUUGGCUCGUGUCGAGCGACACGAGCCGUUGGCCAAGUGGAGGGUCCGGCUCGGUGGGGCAGGGUUUAGGCCCCUCCCCUUGGGAUCCAAUGCAUUCAAGCAAGCCAGCAUGUUGUUAACUUUGUUCUCGGCCGAAGGGUAUUGUGUGGAGGAGAAUGAAGGGUGCUUGACUCUCGGCUGGCAUAGCCGGCCCCUCAUCGCGGCUUCGGCUUGGCAAGCCGUUUCUCAGCCAAACCCUCCACUUAAUUUGAUUAGCCAUCAUAAUCAUAACAAUAAUAUGCUGUAAAACUUGUAAUUUGGGUUCAAGUGAAAGGCUUUAUUUAAUUUUUUUUUUUUUUUUUUGGGGGGGGGUUUAAAUCCAUACGAAAAGGCAUCUUAUGAGAGAACUACUCUUUUUGUAGCAAUAUGGUUUUCAAUAAAGUAUCAUAUGGUGGAUGCUUACUCUA
Messenger RNA from Rhododendron vialii, 2076 nucleotides. Its product is annotated as DELLA protein SLR1-like. NCBI's taxonomy places the organism in Eukaryota, Viridiplantae, Streptophyta, Magnoliopsida, Ericales, Ericaceae. The transcript has a single exon. The record is from RefSeq and is a predicted model, not a curated record. Gene Ontology annotation, cellular component: nucleus. The coding region runs from base 321 to 1916 and encodes 531 amino acids. Gene Ontology annotation, biological process: regulation of DNA-templated transcription. Gene Ontology annotation, molecular function: DNA-binding transcription factor activity; sequence-specific DNA binding.